CGUCGCCUGACCCUUGGCGUUUCCAACUGUGGGGAUUGUUUCGACAAGUGGCGCGGCUCUCCAGCCUCAGGGGUCGCGGCUCGCUAACUGCCAGCUGUUAGCCGGUUCAAUAACUCCCUCUUCUGUAGAGCAUGAUAAUCGGCCCUCUUUUCAUGAUUUGUAUCCCAGGUUAGCCAGUGGUAUUUUACGACUAAAUUUUUUUGUUUCCUCCUCCCCUAACCUUUCCUUCUUUUCUUCCCUUUCCGACCUUUUUCCCCUCUCCUUUUUCCCAAUUAGCUUGUCAUUCGACUCAUGAUCCGCUGCUAGAUGCCUGCAGCAGUACUUAUUUGGUCCCACAUCCAUCCCACAUAGGUUUCUCGAUCCGGUCUCGUUCCAGCUCGGACUACUUAUUCCUCAGUUAAUCCAGUCUUGAUGGCACACAACUACGAGGUCGGAACGAGGGCCUGGCAGCCUGAUCCGACUGAAGGAUGGAUAGCAUCCGAAGUCAAGGAAAAGGUUGUUGAUGGUGACAAAGUGCAACUUGUUUUUAUUUUAGAAAAUGGGGAGACGAAAACCUUAGAAACCACGCAAGCGGAGCUGCAGGUGGAUAACAAUCCUAGGCUUCCUCCGUUAAUGAAUCCUGCCAUGCUCGAGGCCAGUGAAGAUCUGACAAAUUUGUCCCAUUUGAAUGAGCCAGCUGUUCUGCAGGCCAUUAAACUACGCUACGCUCAGAAGGAAAUUUAUACUUAUAGCGGCAUUGUUCUGAUCGCUACUAAUCCUUUCGCCCGAGUGGACUCACUUUAUGUCCCACAGAUGGUGCAAGUGUACGCCGGCAAGCACCGUGCAUCACAGGCACCCCAUUUAUUUGCUAUUGCUGAAGAGGCUUUUGCUGACAUGUUGCGGGAUGGUAAAAACCAGACAAUCGUUGUUUCUGGCGAGUCGGGUGCUGGAAAGACGGUUAGCGCCAAGUACAUUAUGCGAUACUUCGCAACUCGUGAAUCCUCAGACCAACCCGGGAAGUAUACCACAAGUAGGGCAGAUGCUAUCAGUGAGACCGAGGAGCAAAUAUUGGCCACGAACCCGGUUAUGGAAGCCUUUGGGAAUGCCAAAACAACGCGAAACGACAACUCUUCACGGUUCGGGAAGUAUAUUGAGAUUAUGUUCGAUGAAAGGACCAAUAUCAUCGGCGCAAAGAUCAGAACGUACCUUUUAGAGAGAUCUCGUUUAGUCUUUCAGCCUCUCAAGGAGCGCAACUAUCAUAUUUUUUAUCAGCUUGUAGCUGGCGCAACAGACGCAGAAAAGCAAGAGCUUGGUCUUGUAUCAGUUGAGGACUUCGACUAUCUCAACCAAGGCGGGACGCCAAUUAUCGAUGGUGUCGACGAUAAGGCAGAAUUCAAUGCGACGAGGAAAUCCUUGAGUACUAUCGGUGUGUUAGAGGACACGCAGGCCGAAAUAUUUCGCAUCCUCGGAGCCCUCUUACACCUUGGCAAUGUUAAAAUCACUGCCACUCGAACCGAUUCGACCUUGUCUCCUUCGGAACCUUCCCUUGUGCGGGCCUGCGCCAUGCUUGGCAUUGACUCCAACGAGUUUGCGAAAUGGAUAGUCAAAAAGCAGCUCAUAACUAGAGGCGAAAAGAUUACGUCCAAUUUGACGCAACAGCAGGCAACAGUUGUUCGUGAUUCGGUAGCCAAAUUCAUAUAUUCCAGUCUCUUUGAUUGGCUUGUUGACAAAAUAAAUCGUGGUCUAGCAUCCGGUGAAGUUCUUAACAAGUUCAAAUAUUUCAUCGGUGUCCUAGAUAUAUAUGGGUUUGAACAUUUUGCGAAAAAUUCUUUCGAGCAGUUUUGUAUCAAUUACGCUAAUGAGAAACUGCAGCAAGAGUUCAAUCAACACGUGUUCAAGCUGGAACAAGAAGAAUAUAUUCGAGAGCAAAUCGAUUGGACCUUCAUUGAUUUCUCAGACAAUCAACCAUGUAUUGAUUUGAUUGAGGCAAAACUGGGGAUAUUAUCCCUCUUGGAUGAGGAGUCGAGGCUGCCGAUGGGUUCUGAUGAAAAAUUCGUGACUAAGCUGCACCACAAUUUCGCUGCCGAUAAGCAAAAAUUCUACAAGAAACCCCGGUUCGGAAAAUCGGCGUUCACCAUAUGUCACUAUGCUGUGGACGUAACUUAUGAAUCCGAUGGUUUCAUAGAGAAGAACAGGGAUACCGUCCCGGAUGAGCACAUGGAAGUCUUGCGCAAUUCGUCCAAUGAAUUUGUCAAAGAUAUAUUGGAUACCGCUGCCGCCGUCCGCGAAAAGGAUUCUGCAUCUAUCUCAUCUAAGCCAGUCGCUGCCCCGGGUCGUAAAAUCGGUGUUGCUGUCAACCGCAAACCUACCCUUGGGGGAAUCUUCAAGUCGUCGUUGAUCGAACUCAUGCACACCAUAAACUCUACCGAUGUACAUUAUAUACGCUGUAUCAAACCCAACGAGGCUAAAGAACCCUGGAAGUUUGAGGGUCCUAUGGUCCUCAGCCAACUAAGAGCCUGUGGUGUGCUCGAAACCGUCCGUAUCAGCACUGCUGGAUACCCUACUCGUUGGACUUACGAGGAAUUCGCGAUUCGCUACUACAUGCUUUGUCAUUCGUCGCAAUGGACAUCUGAAAUUCGAGAAAUGUGCCAUGCUAUUUUGCAAAAAGCUCUGGUGGAUGGUAGCAACAAGAAGCAAGAUAAGUACCAGCUAGGCCUCACGAAGAUAUUUUUCCGGGCAGGCAUGCUGGCGUUCCUUGAAAAUCUUCGGACGUCUAGAUUGAAUGAGUGUGCAGUCAUGAUACAAAAGAAUCUGCGAUGCAAGUACUAUAGGCGCCGUUAUCUCGAAGCACGCGCCUCUAUUCUCACGACUCAAGCCAUGAUCAGGGGAUUCUUAGCCAGGCAGCAUACAGCAGAGGUGCGCAAGAUCAAAGCUGCGACUUCAAUUCAAAGGGUGUGGCGGGGACAUAAGGAGAGGAAAAAAUAUAAUGUCAUCCGUGCAAACUUCAUUUUAUUCCAAUCCAUUGCGAAGGGCUUCCUCUGCCGGCAAAAUAUAAUGGACACGAUACAUGGAAAUGCUGCGAAGGUCAUACAGCGCGCUUUCCGCUCCUGGCGACAACUACGGGCCUGGCGGCUAUAUCGCCGAAAGGUAGUCAUCGUGCAGAACCUUUGGAGGGGAAAGCAGGCGAGAAUACAAUACAAGAAGCUACGAGAGGAUGCAAGGGAUUUAAAGCAGAUCUCUUACAAGCUGGAAAACAAGGUGGUGGAGUUGACUCAGUACCUCGAGUCUUUGAAACGUGAAAACAAGUCGUUGAAUUCACAGUUGGAGAACUAUGAAACCCAGGUAAAAUCCUGGAGGAGUCGUCACAAUGCUUUGGAGAAUCGCUCGAGAGAACUUCAAGCGGAGGCUAAUCAGGCAGGAAUUAAUGCUGCUCGAUUGGCUGCCAUGGAGGAAGAGAUGACUAGACUACAGCAAAAUCAUAGCGAAGCGCAAGCAACUAUCAAGCGCCUUCAAGAAGAAGAAAAGGCAUCGCGAGAGUCGAUUCGUUCUGCAAAUGAGGAAUUACAGCGGCUUAAACAAUUGAACACUGAGUCUGAUGACGAAAAAGCAUCUCUUCGCCAGCAGAUUGCCGAUCUUGAAGAACAACUAGAGCUUGCGAAGAGGACCUUGCCUAGUAGCGGCUUGAACGGUGAUCAGCAGAACGGCGGCGCUAUUCCACCACCUGCCAGUGGCUUAAUUAAUUUAGUUUCCUCUAAGAAGACAAAGCCAAAAAGACGCAGUGCCGGUGCGGAGAGAAUAGAGACAGAUCGUUUCAGUGGUGCCUACAACCCGCGCCCCGUCUCCAUGGCUAUUCCCAGUUCUUUAGUGCGUCAAAAUCUUUCGGGCAACACCUUCUCACCUGGGCUGGACUCUGUCGAGGUUGAGCUUGAAAACUUACUUUCUGAGGAGGAUGAACUUAACGAAGAGGUCACGAUGGGCUUGAUACGCAAUUUAAAGAUUCCGCUCCCUAGUUCUACACCGCCACCAACUGAGAAAGAAGUUUUAUUCCCCGCUUACUUGAUCAACCUUGUCACAUCUGAAAUGUGGAACAACGGCUUCGUCAAAGAAUCAGAACGAUUUUUGGCGAAUGUGAUGCAGUCAAUCCAGCAAGAGGUAAUGCAACAUGAUGGUGACGAUGCUAUAAACCCCGGGGCCUUCUGGCUAUCUAACGUUCAUGAAAUGCUUUCUUUUGUGUUCUUGGCCGAGGACUGGUAUGAGGCACAAAAAACCGACAAUUACGAGUACGACCGGCUGUUAGAGAUUGUAAAGCACGACUUGGAAAGCCUUGAGUUCAACAUAUAUCAUACCUGGAUGAAGGUGCUGAAAAAGAAACUUUAUAAAAUGAUCGUUCCUGCAAUUAUCGAGUCUCAAUCCCUUCCAGGAUUUGUCACAAGUGAAACUAAUCGUUUUCUUGGAAAGCUACUUCCUUCAAACAAUAACCCAGCUUAUAGUAUGGAUAACCUCCUCAGUCUGCUGAACAAUGUUUACAAAGCAAUGAAGGCUUUCUAUCUCGAGGAUUCAAUCAUUACUCAGACUGUUACCGAACUUCUUCGACUCGUCGGUGUUACCGCUUUCAAUGACCUUCUCAUGAGGAGAAAUUUCUUGUCUUGGAAGCGUGGCCUCCAAAUAAAUUACAACAUAACUCGUAUUGAAGAAUGGUGUAAAAGCCAUGAUAUGCCGGAAGGGACGUUGCAGCUUGAACACUUGAUGCAAGCGACCAAGCUCCUCCAGUUGAAAAAGGCCACACUCAACGACAUUGAGAUUAUCCAGGAUAUUUGUUGGAUGCUAUCCCCAAAUCAGAUUCAGAAGCUUCUGAAUCAAUACCUGGUGGCGGAUUAUGAGCAGCCGAUUAAUGGCGAGAUUAUGAAAGCCGUAGCCUCCCGUGUCACGGAAAAGAGUGACGUCUUGCUCCUGACGCCUGUAGAUAUGGAAGAUAGUGGUCCCUAUGAGAUUGCUGAACCUCGCGUUAUAACAGCCCUAGAGACGUAUACACCGUCAUGGUUGCAAACACCGCGACUAAAACGUCUUGCGGAGAUUGUCUCUGCUCAGGCGAUGGCUCAGCAAGAGAGGCUUGAAAUGGCAGAAAUGGCAUGAUAUCUGCCGAGUAUGCUGUAAGUACAGUGCGUUUCGUUUUGUCAUCAUUUCUAAAUGAUGAUCAAAAUAUACAUUGCUUUUUUCUUUGAGCAGCGCUAGAUCUAUAGUUGGACACGAGAAGACUUGACGUGUGCGCCCGGGGGUUUUUUUUUUU
This is a messenger RNA of Aspergillus alliaceus, 5266 nucleotides long. Its product is annotated as type V myosin. The transcript is spliced from 7 exons. Gene Ontology annotation, biological process: actin filament organization; vesicle transport along actin filament. Gene Ontology annotation, molecular function: actin filament binding; microfilament motor activity; ATP binding. The coding region runs from base 412 to 5112 and encodes 1566 amino acids. Gene Ontology annotation, cellular component: vesicle; cytoplasm; actin cytoskeleton. NCBI's taxonomy places the organism in Eukaryota, Fungi, Ascomycota, Eurotiomycetes, Eurotiales, Aspergillaceae. The record is from RefSeq and is a predicted model, not a curated record.